Arthroderma uncinatum is the source of this 1623-nucleotide messenger RNA. RefSeq names its product T-complex protein 1 subunit zeta. Gene Ontology annotation, biological process: protein folding. The transcript has 7 exons. Bases 1 to 1623 code for a protein of 540 amino acids. Gene Ontology annotation, cellular component: chaperonin-containing T-complex. The record is from RefSeq and is a predicted model, not a curated record. Lineage: Eukaryota; Fungi; Ascomycota; Eurotiomycetes; Onygenales; Arthrodermataceae. Gene Ontology annotation, molecular function: ATP hydrolysis activity; ATP binding; ATP-dependent protein folding chaperone.
AUGUCCGCAACCCAGUUGCUAAACCCGAAGGCGGAGUCCAGGCGGAGGGGAGAAGCAUUAAAGGUUAAUAUCAGUGCCGGUGAAGGGCUUCAAGAUGUCCUCAAGUCCAAUCUAGGGCCCUCUGGCACGAUUAAGAUGCUUGUUGACGGUGCUGGAUCGAUCAAACUUACAAAAGAUGGAAAUGUCUUGUUGCGAGAAAUGCAAAUUCAAAACCCUACUGCGGUGAUGAUUGCGAGGGCAGCAACGGCACAGGAUGACAUCACUGGCGAUGGAACGACCUCCGUGGUCCUCCUUGUUGGAGAAUUGCUUAAACAGGCCAAUCGACAUAUAUCCGAGGGACUACAUCCCAGAGUUAUCACCGACGGUUAUGAAAUUGCCAAGGACGAAGCACUCAAGUUCCUCGAGACGUUUAAGCUUAAGCGAGAUAUCGACAGAGAGCUCCUCCUAUCCGUAGCCCGGACGUCUCUUGCAACAAAACUGAACCGCACUCUCGCAGAGAAAUUAACACCUGCCAUUGUCGAUGCCGUUCUUGCAAUCUACAAAGCCCCCGCCAAACCCGAUUUGCACAUGAUUGAGAUUAUGAAGAUGCAGCAUCGUACUGCCUCUGACACCAAGCUUAUUCGAGGUCUCGCUUUAGACCACGGUGCCCGCCAUCCCGAUAUGCCCAAGCGCGUGGAGAACGCCUUUAUUCUUACUCUCAACGUAAGUCUUGAAUAUGAAAAGUCCGAGAUCAACUCCGGAUUCUUCUAUUCAACCGCAGAACAGAGAGAUAAACUCGUGGAGAGCGAACGCAAAUUCGUUGAUUCUAAACUGAAGAAGAUUGUGGAGUUGAAGAAAGAGGUUUGCGGAAAUGACCCCAAGAAGUCAUUUGUCGUUAUUAAUCAGAAGGGUAUCGACCCCCUGAGUUUGGACGUCCUCGUGAAGAACGGCAUACUCGCCCUACGAAGAGCAAAGAGGAGAAACAUGGAACGACUACAGCUAGUAUGUGGUGGUACUGCCCAGAACAGCGUUGACGACCUCACCCCUGAUGUCCUUGGUUGGGCUGGCCUCGUUUACGAACACGAGCUCGGUGAGGAAAAGUAUACAUUCGUCGAGGAGGUUAAGGACCCCAAGUCUGUGACGCUCCUUAUCAAGGGCCCCAACCAGCACACGAUCGCUCAGAUCACCGAGGCAACCCGUGACGGUCUCCGGUCCGUCUACAACACUAUCGUUGAUGGAGCCGUCGUUCCAGGCGCAGGCUCUUUCCAGAUCGCGUGUGAAGCCCACCUUAAGUCAGCGGCGUUCCGCAAGACCGUAAAGGGCAAGGCCAAGUUUGGAGUUGACGCCUUUAUGGAGGCACUACUCAUCAUCCCCAAGACCUUAGCCGCCAACUCCGGCCACGACAUUCAAGAAUCCAUCGCCCUUCUCCAGGAUGAGCACUCCGAAGGAAAUGUUGCCGGUCUAGAUCUUAUUACUGGAAACCCAAUGGACCCCGUCCAGGAAGGUGUUUUCGAUUCAUUCAGAGUGUUGCGAAACUGCAUUGCAUCCAGUGCUGGUAUUGCCUCCAACUUGCUUCUUUGCGAUGAAUUGCUGAAGGCGAGACAGAUGGGCAAACAAGGUGGUCCACAGGGGAUGGAAGAGUAA